Messenger RNA from Phragmites australis (common reed), 1731 nucleotides. Its product is annotated as mitogen-activated protein kinase 1-like. The transcript is spliced from 6 exons. Gene Ontology annotation, cellular component: cytoplasm; nucleus. The coding region runs from base 141 to 1346 and encodes 401 amino acids. Lineage: Eukaryota; Viridiplantae; Streptophyta; Magnoliopsida; Poales; Poaceae. Gene Ontology annotation, molecular function: ATP binding; MAP kinase activity. Gene Ontology annotation, biological process: intracellular signal transduction; protein phosphorylation. The record is from RefSeq and is a predicted model, not a curated record.
AAAUAAAAAAGAGCGAGAGCGAGCGAGAGGAGCUGCUACUAAAGAGGCCGGAAGAAAAGCGACCAAAUCUCGCAACAACGAAUUCCUCCUCCACCUCCCCACUUUCCCUUCCCCUCGCGAGUCUCGAUCCAAAUCCGGCGAUGGACGGCGGGGGGCAGCCGCCGGACACGGAGAUGGCGGACGCCAGCGCGGGCGGCGGGGCGGGCGGGGGCCAGCCGCCGCCGCAGCAGACGGGAGCAGGAGGGGGAGGCGGGAUGAUGGAGAACAUCCAGGCCACGCUGAGCCACGGCGGGCGGUUCAUCCAGUACAACAUCUUCGGCAACGUGUUCGAGGUCACCGCCAAGUACAAGCCCCCCAUCCUCCCCAUCGGCAAGGGCGCCUACGGCAUCGUCUGCUCGGCGCUCAACUCGGAGACGGGGGAGCAGGUGGCGAUCAAGAAGAUCGCCAACGCCUUCGACAACAAGAUCGACGCCAAGCGCACGCUCCGCGAGAUCAAGCUGCUCCGCCACAUGGACCACGAGAAUAUUGUUGCAAUAAGGGAUAUCAUACCUCCUGCACAGAGAGAGACAUUUAAUGAUGUCUAUACUGCUUAUGAAUUGAUGGAUACUGAUCUGCAUCAAAUUAUUCGCUCAAAUCAAGCUUUGUCAGAGGAGCACUGCCAGUAUUUUCUUUAUCAGAUUCUUCGUGGAUUGAAGUAUAUACAUUCAGCAAAUGUCCUUCAUCGAGACUUGAAGCCUAGCAAUCUUCUUUUGAAUGCCAACUGUGACCUCAAGAUAUGUGAUUUUGGGCUUGCUCGCACCACCUCGGAAACUGAUUUUAUGACUGAAUAUGUUGUCACAAGAUGGUACAGAGCACCAGAGCUUUUGUUGAAUUCCUCUGAAUAUACUGCAGCAAUUGAUGUGUGGUCUGUGGGCUGUAUUUUUAUGGAACUAAUGGAUCGUAAGCCCUUGUUUCCUGGAAGAGACCAUGUCCAUCAGCUACGUCUGCUAAUGGAGCUCAUUGGGACACCGAAUGACGCUGAUCUGGAUUUUGUAAAUGAAAAUGCAAGAAGAUAUAUCCGCCAACUUCCCCGUCAUGCCAGGCAGUCUUUUCCUGAAAAAUUUCCACAUGUUCAACCUUUAGCAAUUGACUUGGUUGAAAAGAUGCUGACUUUUGAUCCUAGACUGAGAAUAACAGUUGAAGGUGCCCUUGCACAUCCUUACUUGGCAUCAUUGCAUGACAUAAGUGACGAGCCAGGCUGCUCAAUGCCCUUCAGCUUUGACUUUGAGCAGCAUGCAUUGUCAGAAGAACAAAUGAAGGAUCUAAUCUACCAAGAGGCUCUUGCAUUCAACCCUGAGUACCAGUAGCUGGAGUUCUAAUUAAACCAUCGAUCGACUUCAUUCACAUGGAUUUUUUUUUUCACCCUCCUGUUGCCACAAAAGGUCACCACCAGCGGUUGCUAGUUGUAAAUAAUUGCCACACCUGAAGAUUCUCCUUGCUGCUGGAGGGUGGUGUCUUUCAAGGGUAGAAAAGAUCUCUGUUGUGGUCAAAUUUCUGCGUGGCUAUUGAUUCUUGUGCGUAAUAUGCUGUUUCAUGUGGACUUACCCUCUUUUUUACCCUUCUUAAACCUCUUUCUUUUAAACAUUUCAAUGUCUUCUGUAAGAAGAGGUAGUUCAUGAACGAUGGCUGCCUGAAUUCAAUGGCUGUCGUCGAAGUUUACAUUUCUGGUCGAUUUAAGAAUUUUUGUACCUA